Molecule: messenger RNA, 237 nt
Organism: Cricetulus griseus (Chinese hamster)
Lineage: Eukaryota; Metazoa; Chordata; Mammalia; Rodentia; Cricetidae
Source: RefSeq, a predicted model, not a curated record
AUGAAGGUGGUGAUUAUCUUUCUUAGUGCCUUGGCCCUGCUCAAUUUAGCAGGUAACACUUCAGCUAAAUUAGUGGGGAGAAAGGCAAGUUGCAAUGAUGCAUUUGUGGGAUGUCCCAGAAUAUAUGACCCUGUGUGUGGGAUGGAUGGAAAUACUUACCCCAGUGAAUGCAUCCUAUGCUCUGAAAACAGGGUACGCCAGGUUCCUGUCCUUAUUAAAAAAUAUGGGCCUUGCUGA